Molecule: messenger RNA, 2251 nt
Organism: Rosa rugosa (rugosa rose)
Lineage: Eukaryota; Viridiplantae; Streptophyta; Magnoliopsida; Rosales; Rosaceae
Product: DEAD-box ATP-dependent RNA helicase 37-like
Exons: 7
Coding region: 242-2149 (635 amino acids)
Cellular component (GO): nucleus
Molecular function (GO): RNA helicase activity; RNA binding; ATP binding
Source: RefSeq, a predicted model, not a curated record
CAUAGCGUAGAAGAAGGGAAAAAAAAAAGAACACUCUGAUCCCCCCAAAGAAAUCUCAUUGACGACGACGAAGACCCAAAGCGAUAUCUGCGCUUCUUGUCCGAUCCUGCUCUUCUUGCUCUCACCAAAACCUAGGGUUUCUCUGUAAUUCCCGUUUCGCGAUCCAAUUCUUCACUGCUCGUUUCCGCUUCAGGUUACUCAUCAAAACUAGUGGAAAGGAAGGGGUUGCGUAUUAGCAAUCAUGAGGUCAUGGGCAGAUUCUGUAGGUAAUGAUGGAGACAAUGCAGACGCUGGUUCGUCUGAAAAUAACAGCUCAUCUCGUCCAUCUGACAAUAGAAGCUCAUCGCGCCCGUCUGACAAUAGCAGCUCAUCUCGUCCUGCACGAUCAACUUAUGUUCCGCCACAUCUUCGUAAUAGGCCUCCGUCUGCUGAUCCUCCGGCUCCUUCACAGACUACCCUGCCACCAGCCAAUGUAGGUUAUAAUGGGCCUGCAGCUGGGUCUGCCUGGGGUGGUGGUGGUGGUUUUAGGUCUGAUGUUGGGCGUGGGGGAUAUGGAGGUGGUGGUGGUGGUGGUGGCGGUGGUCGAGGUGGUGGUGGUUGGAACAAUAGAAGUGGAGGGUGGGACCGUGGGAGGGAACGGGAGGUAAAUCCCUUUGCUGAUGACGAUAACACAGAACAGCCCUUUGAGCAAGAAAACACAGGCAUCAACUUUGAUGCUUAUGAGGAUAUCCCAGUUGAAACUAGUGGAUCUGAUGUCCCGCCAGCUGUGAAUUCUUUUGCAGAGAUAGAUCUAGGGGACGCAUUGAAUUUAAAUAUUAGGAGAUGCAAGUAUGUGAGGCCAACUCCUGUUCAGCGUCAUGCAAUACCGAUCUCUCUUGCAGGACGAGAUUUGAUGGCCUGUGCUCAGACAGGUUCUGGCAAGACAGCUGCUUUCUGCUUUCCAAUUAUUAGUGGGAUCAUGCAGGGGCAGUAUGCUCAGAGACCUCGUGGAGCACGUACUGUGUAUCCUCUUGCUCUUAUUCUCUCCCCUACUAGAGAACUCUCGUGUCAGAUACAUGAAGAAGCUAGAAAGUUUUCUUAUCAAACUGGUGUCAAGGUGGUAGUUGCUUACGGAGGAGCGCCAAUAAACCAACAGUUGAGAGAGCUUGAAAGAGGAGUAGAUAUUCUUGUGGCAACUCCGGGUCGAUUGGUAGAUCUGCUUGAGAGAGCUAGAGUAUCAUUGCAGAUGAUACGAUAUUUGGCUCUUGAUGAGGCAGAUCGGAUGCUGGACAUGGGUUUUGAGCCUCAAAUUAGGAAGAUAGUGGAACAGAUGGACAUGCCUCCACCAGGUUUGAGACAGACCAUGCUAUUCAGUGCAACCUUUCCAAAGGAGAUACAGAGACUGGCGUCGGAUUUUCUGGCAAACUAUAUAUUUUUGGCUGUUGGAAGGGUUGGCUCAAGUACUGAUUUAAUUGUUCAAAGAGUUGAAUUUGUUCAUGAAUCUGAUAAGAGAAGUCAUCUCAUGGACCUCCUUCACGCACAAAGGGAAAAUGGAACUCAUGGCAAGCAAGCUUUGACAUUAGUUUUUGUGGAGACAAAGAAGGGAGCAGAUGCACUGGAACACUGGUUGUGUAUUAAUGGGUUUCCGGCAACUACCAUUCAUGGUGACAGAACACAACAGGAAAGAGAACAGGCACUGAGAUCAUUUAAGAGUGGACAUACACCAAUUUUAGUGGCAACAGAUGUGGCUGCACGUGGUCUGGACAUUCCCCAUGUAGCUCACGUGGUAAAUUUUGAUCUUCCAAAUGACAUUGAUGAUUAUGUUCACCGGAUAGGUCGGACAGGGCGAGCUGGAAAAUCAGGACUUGCAACAGCAUUCUUUAAUGAGAACAACCUUUCGAUGGCAAAACCACUAGCUGAUCUAAUGCAAGAAGCAAAUCAGGAAGUACCUGCUUGGAUUACUCGAUACGCAUCGAGGGCUUCUUAUGGUGGUGGUAGAAACCGGCGAUCUGGGGGAGGCCGUUUUGGUGGCCGUGACUUCAGAAGGGAGAAUUCUUUCAACAGGGGUUCAGAUUUUUAUGGAGGGGGAAAUAAUGGCGGUGGAUAUGGUGGCGGCGGCUAUGGCGGCGGCGGCUAUGGCGGUGGUACUGGUCCUAGUGCUUGGGACUAGUGUUCCCAUCAUAUACUGGACUUGUUCCUGUUCUUUUUUCAAUUGAGUAUAUAGAAUAUUAUUUUUCUUCAAAUUAAUGGAUUAUAUAUUUUGCUUGUUCUC